Molecule: messenger RNA, 4447 nt
Organism: Pristis pectinata (smalltooth sawfish)
Lineage: Eukaryota; Metazoa; Chordata; Chondrichthyes; Rhinopristiformes; Pristidae
Product: metastasis-associated protein MTA1-like
Exons: 21
Coding region: 185-2404 (739 amino acids)
Biological process (GO): response to ionizing radiation; negative regulation of transcription by RNA polymerase II; double-strand break repair
Cellular component (GO): NuRD complex; nucleoplasm
Molecular function (GO): transcription coactivator activity; transcription corepressor activity; sequence-specific DNA binding
Source: RefSeq, a predicted model, not a curated record
AUCCCAACCCUCCACCCCUCCCUCCCCGACUCCAUCAUCACCUCCUGCCCGGAGCCGAGCGCACACGGAGAUUGCCGAGCGGCGGGGCCUACUCCGCGACACCGAGGAGGCGGAGCGUAGCCGAGCCGGAGCGCCAGGCCGCGGGAGCAGUUCCCUCCUCGCACCGCCCAGGGCACGCAGCAAGAUGGCAGCCAACAUGUACCGGGUCGGAGAUUAUGUCUACUUUGAGAAUUCAUCAAGCAAUCCUUUCUUAAUCCGAAGAAUCGAGGAACUUAAUAAGACUGCAAACGGCAACGUUGAAGCAAAAGUGGUUUGUUUCUAUAGAAGACGAGAUAUACCAAGCACCCUUAUUGGAUUAGCAGACAAACAUGCGAGUCAAGAGUUGGAUAAUUGUGAUCCAACACUACCGGCUGAAGUCCCAGAUGUUCCACAAGAAACACUGCCUAAAGCUGAAGAUAUGGAGGAGGAAAUGGAAACAGAAGCAGACACGGACAACCCACAGCAGUUGACGGAAAAGCAGCAACACCAGUUGAAACAUCGAGAGCUGUUCCUAUCACGGCAACUUGAAUCUUUACCAGCAACGCACAUACGAGGUAAAUGCAGUGUGACUCUGCUAAAUGAAACUGAAGCAGUCUUUUCAUAUUUGGAGAAAGAGGAUUCCUUUUUUUAUUGCCUAGUUUAUGAUCCACAACAGAAAACUCUGCUGGCAGAUAAAGGUGAGAUCCGUGUUGGUCCCAGAUACCAAGCGGAUAUCCCUGAUCUGCUCAAAGAAGAUGAAGAUGAUGAAAGAGACCAGUUAAAACUUGAAGUAAAAAUCUGGGACCCAGACAGUCCGCUGACUGACAGGCAGAUAGACCAGUUUUUAGUCCUUGCACGAUCUGUUGGGACAUUUGCUCGGGCCUUAGACUGUAGCAGCUCUAUACGACAACCAAGUUUGCACAUGAGUGCUGCUGCUGCUUCCAGGGAUAUCACAUUGUUUCACUCCAUGGAUACAUUACAUAAAAAUAACUAUGACGUGUCGAAGGCAAUUUCGGCCUUGGUGCCUCAGGGAGGACCUGUGCUGUGCCGGGAUGAAAUGGAAGAAUGGUCGGCCUCUGAAGCAAACCUGUUUGAGGAAGCUCUCGAAAAAUAUGGCAAGGAUUUUAGUGACAUUCGACAAGACUUUCUUCCUUGGAAAUCGCUGACCAGUAUAAUCGAAUACUAUUACAUGUGGAAGACCACGGACAGAUAUGUACAGCAGAAACGUUUGAAAGCAGCUGAAGCAGAGAGCCGAUUAAAACAGGUGUACAUCCCCAACUACAACAAACCAAACCCUAACCAGAUCAAUGUGAAUAACACAGUCAGCAAGCCAGGGAUGGUGAAUGGAGCUGGCUUCCAGGGACAGAAUGGAGGAGCUGGCAGGGCCUGUGAGAGCUGCUAUACAACUCAGUCAUACCAGUGGUACUCCUGGGGCCCUCCUAAUAUGCAGUGCAGACUUUGUGCAGCUUGUUGGAAUUACUGGAAGAAGUACGGUGGCCUGAAGAUGCCAACAAGGCUCGAGGGUGAGAGACCUGGGCCUAACCGUAAUAGCUCAAAUCCACAUGGGUACUGGGUGAAGAAUGCCAACCCCAAGUUUACACUGAAGACUAGGCAGGCUUUCUGUCUUCAGACAACGAGACUAACCAAAAUUGCACGGUAUUACUGUCGGAACCUAUUCCGUCCACGGCAGGCAGCACGGCGUCCCUUUUUACCAAUCAACAGCGCAGCUAUCAAAGCCGAAUGCACUGCUAGACUUCCAGAAAUUGGAGAGAAAUCGGUUAAACUCAAACCCAUCAUCAGGAAGUCCCUGGAAUCUAUAGUAAAAUACUUGGAACUUCACCCACCUGUUAAGGCUGUCCCUAGUCUUGCUGUACAUGGAGGAAGUGUGACCCCUGCAAAGGUGCUCCCUGUCCUGAACCAUGGCUCUCCAACAAUUCUGGGCAAGCGUGGAUAUGAGCAGCACAAUGGCAUUGAUGGCACUAUGAAGAAACGUCUGUUGAUGCCGUUUAGGGGUAAGACAAUUGCGCAGUCGUGCUCACGGCUACACACUCAUCCUAAUCAUGGACAAGUUAGACAAAUGACUGCCAUUAACCGAGGUUACAUGAUAAAUGGAAAGCCAUACUCAAGAAACUCUAAAGUGCUGAAGCCAGGCUCCCUUCCACCAAUGAAGGGGAGGAGAAUGAACUGGAUCGAUGCACCUGAUGAUGUGCUUUUCAUAGCAACAGAUGAGACUCGGAAGGUGCGUAAGAUGCUGGGCCCAGUCGAUAUGAAGAGAGCAGCACGCCAGCCCUACAGGCAGAUUCUCAUCCGGCAAGGACGUGCGUCUUCUGCAUCACAGCAGCCUAGGCAGCCCAUGAAUGAAGAGCCAAUCAUCAUUGAGGAUUAAUGCCAAGUGCAGUUUUAAAUAAAGCAAGAGACUGUAGUCCCUGUUAUACUUGAACCUUCAGUGCGCAUGAAGUAGAGCUCCUGAACUAGACUCCGAAUCAAGUGCUUGUCAGCCUCGCGUUUAAGAUCAAAUUGAAGGAUUAUUAUUUGAGUUAGAUUUCCAGUAUCCCUGCAGAAUGGAUGAUGGCAGCGGAUGAACAGUGACCGGUGGCUACAGUUACAGGCAGCUCCAACAGCCUCUUCCACAUUCACCAUUGUCCUCAAGAAGUGGAGCUGCCAGGUGAUGUUAUUUGCAAACCUGAAUGGCCUGUGGUUCUCUUUGUUCUUCGAACUAGCCUCUGCUCCAGUUUGUGCUGCUGGGGGGCCAGAACAGUGUGGUUGUCUUUGGUUUGGCAAAAGGUCUUUUUUUUAAGAAAAAGAAAAGGAAAGAAAAAAAAUUUUAAGAAUUCCUUUUAUUUUGAGAAUUGUCUGUAAUAGUUUAAGGAGGUGCCGUUUAUCCUCAGUUUAAGAAGCAAGUUUUGUUUUUAUGGACGGGUUGGCGUGCAGUUAAUGCAGUGCAUUGUUUUUGCAUGUUACACUGUAUAUUGUAUCCUUGAUCCCAUUUAAAAUGGUGCCGUUUUCCAAUGGAGCAGAAGAGGAAAAAACUUUCUUAAAGACUUUUUUUCAUGUAUGACCUUGAAUCUUUUCAUCACUUGAGAUUCGUUAUUGCAAGUUUCACAGUGAAUAAUUAUGUACAAAAUAUUUUUCCAUGUUUCUGACUUGGGUUGUGUUUGAAGCACCCUGAUUUUCACAGUGAGAUAUAUUACUACUACAAGGUUCAAUAGUUUAGUGUGCUGAUAUGUACAUACACUGCAAAUGUAGUUGGUAAGUUAGUGUUAUUCAGUCAUUCCAUAGGAUUCAGGGGAGGGGCAGGGGGUGUAAAGUUUUACUGAUUCUAUUUGUUACAGCAUAAGUUAGUACAGCGCCUGCUGGAGGCAACUUGGGACAGUGCCCAUCGCAGAACAUUCAAAUGAAGGUCAUCCUUAGCCAUUCACAAAUAAAGCAUCAAAUGAAAUACUACUACAGUUACUUUCUUUUACUCCAAGCUCUUAUUUUGUGAACUGUUGUUCUAAUAUUUUGAUUUGACAAAUGCAGUACUGUUCCUUUUCAGCACCUCUGAGCUCUUGUGCCAUUGUGCAGAGGUUGUAUAUAGAACGUGCCAGAAUAUACGUUCAGUGAAAUACGCAUUUUCUCACCUAGUUGGAUAGCAAGUGUGGCAUGGUGUGGCAUUAAUUCUCACUUUGACGCAAGUAGUACAGGCAAGAACAUGAUUUUCAACUUGCUGAGAGCUGCACGUUCUUCUACCACUUCACACUUGCACUCUGCUGAUGGUGCUGAGUAUCUGGGGAGUAGCACUCAAGGUGCUGACCCUCACUGAGUACAUUUUCUGAGGAUGCUGACGUUUCUUUUGGCACCAUUCCUAAAGGUGCUGACUCUUGAAGUGCAGGUACCGAUGGUGAAGUUGGUAAUGGGUUCUUUGUAUGCAUCUGGCAAGAACGAGCUUGAAACACAUUAUCACAAACAUUUGGAAGUUUAUUUCAGUUUAAUUGACAGAGGCAGAGCCAGUGCAGAAUUUGCAUUGUGCUCAUUCUCAGCCUUCUGAGUUAGGGUGCAUAUCUCACUCCGUUUUCGAUUGUUUCCAGCUGCAGUAAUCCAAUGGUACCUGCAAUCCAUGGCUCUUCAGACACCAUAUAAUGCUGAUGUCUGACAGUUCCUCAGGAUAUAACAGGCUAUCUAAAUAUCUUAGUUUUUUUUAUGCCUGUGCUUCCAGGACGCAGGCUGGUGUUUAAGAUUAGCGAGGCAUACAAUGUAUUGUUCACUUUCAAAAAUAUCUUGAUCACUAAAUAUAAAAUGUAUGUUAGCCAAGGCAGGAAAGUGGGCUGUUCUGACCUUUGUAGCUCUUUUAAAUAGAAGACUUUAUCAAUAGAGCUAAUAUAUGGAACCUAGCUAUCAAUUGCCAUCUCUAAAAGCCCUCAUACAUGCCUUGAAAAUCAUAUUGCACUGU